AGAGACAUAAAAUCAAUACACGAUACAAACAUAAAAUCCCAUAAACCUCAUUUUCAAAGUAUAUUUUCUUACGGAUUUGGCAACUGAACAUUGAUUUUGGCACAUCAUUAACGAUAAAACGAGAAGAUGACUUUCCUAAGUUGUUCUCUAUACGCUUGCUUGUUACUGCUAAAUAGUAUAUUAAGUGAACAUGCUGGAAAAUGUCCAACUGCAGAAAAAGAUUUUGAAUGUUAUUCACCUAAAUAUUGUUUAAAUGAUAAUAAUUGUAAUUCUAACGAAAAAUGCUGCAAUACAUCCAACUGUGGAACGAUAUGCCUAAAUGCAGAAACUGGUAUACGAGAUGUUUCCAAAUGUGAAGAUUGUACUUUACAAGAUUGUCCUUACGGUUUAAGUACUGUACGGGAAGAUAAUGGAUGUCUUAAGUGUGAAUGUAAGUAUUGCCCUGAAUGCUUUAUGAAUUGUGAAUUUGGUUUUGAGAUGAAAAGCGAUGGAUGCCCCGAUUGUAAAUGCAGAAAUAAUCCUUGCAAGACGGCUGUUUGCCCAGACGAAGAAAAAUGCGUAGUUGUUAAACCAGAGGCAGCUGAAAUACCUCUUUAUCCGUAUGCGAAAUGUGAACAUUAUGUACUAGACGAUUGCUUUAUACCUGUGAAAAAAAUACCAGGUAUUGGAAAAAAUACAGGCUUUUACCAUUACGAUAUGUCAGCGAACGAAUGCAAACAAAUUUCAUUCAAUUUCCAAGAGAAUUUUAAUGUUUUCAAGACGAAAAAUAUUUGUGAAAAAACCUGCACAAUACAAAAACCUUGUCCACCUAUGGAUUGCUCUUAUCCUUGUAAAGUUAACACCCAACAUGAGUGUCCAACUUGCGAAUGUCCUAAUACUAAAUUUAGACUCUGUUCUGACUUAAUCUGCCAGAAUCUUUGUCCUGCUGGAUUUAAAAUUGAUCAAUACGGAUGCGAAACAUGCCAAUGUAAAGAACAAUCAAUGCCUGAUAAAUGCUAUUUAGCGGCUGAGAUGGGCCGUUGCGAAGCUGCUAUGAAAAGAUAUUAUUAUAACAAGAAUGAUAAAACAUGUUAUCCAUUCACUUACGGAGGUUGCGGAGGUAAUGGCAACAAUUUUAAGACGAUUUCGGAAUGUUUUGAUAGCUGUGUCGAAAGUCCAUGCGCAAUACCUAUGUGUACUGAAGAGUGCGAAUUUGGUCGAGUUUUAUCUAAGGAAGGGUGCGAAACAUGCAAAUGUGCUGACAAAUACUACUGUGAAAAUGUUGAAUGUGCCAAAAAUUUUGUUUGCGUAGCUCAAGAUUUAUGCGCUGAUGCACAUAAUUGUCGAACAAGCUUUCAAUGUCAUCCUGUAGGCACAGUUACCCCUUUUAAGCCAGCUACUCACAGAAGAACUUCUUAUUGCGGUUUUAAUGCAAUAGGAACACUAGUUGGUUUUAUUGUUGCUAUGGUUCUUGCCUUCACUCUUAUUGUUUUCGGAGUUUUUGUUAUUAUAUUCAAGAGCAAAUUUAUUCAAAAAUCUAAAAUCUGCAUACGAUCAGCAGAAGAAAAACCUAAGAUAAAUGGAAGAAAUUGUUAUUGUAUUAUUGAUAAUAAUGCAAUAGUUACCCCAACUGAGGAAAAGAAGAUUUCCAUCGCAUGAUCUAUAUAUUAGAAACAAGAUUUGUACGAACGAUAUUUAUGAAUUGUUAUAUUCUCCCUUGAAAAAAGAUAUACAUAGUGCGUUGAGUAAGAAGAAUCUUUGUUGAUUAUACGACAACUUCGUCUGAAUUUCUACUACAAACAAUUUAGUAAGGCUCAAGGCGUUUAUACAACAAAAGAUUAUUAUCUGAUUCUUUCUGUUCACUUGGACUGUCUGUCUAUAUAUUUCUAUCUCAAUCUCGAAGACUCUCUUUUCUCCUCCCAAACACAUGCACAUGUAUGUGUUAUUAGUUAGAAAAGUUGUAUACAUUUGACAAAUAUUCCGCUCUAUCUUUAUGAUAACUAUUAAUGUGUAGUGUACAUAUCAAAUUGAUUCAAAGAAAAGAAACUUUUUUUAACAAUUUGGCUUGACCCAAAGACUAAUUAUACUGCUAUAUCUAAAGAAUAAAAUUCUACGAUUAUAUACAAUUAUAUACAUAGCACACGUAUAUUAGAAUGUAUAUAUGUUUGUCAAUAUAAAGUUAUGUUUCAUUGCUCUCUCAUGAAGAAUUUCAGAUAUUUUUCUGAACAGCUUGUUGAUAAACGUAACACUUGUUUGAAAUGUAAUCUUUAAUCUCACUCUGAUUUUUUAACACGGUUAUGUAUACUGUAUAUGCAUACAUAUGAAAUAUCUAUAUUUGUAGUAUGUUAAGAUGAACGUUGAAUAAACUGUUCAAAUUUUGUUAGUGAAAUAAAAAGAGUUACUUUUCCUGUAG
This is a messenger RNA of Dimorphilus gyrociliatus, 2392 nucleotides long. NCBI's taxonomy places the organism in Eukaryota, Metazoa, Annelida, Polychaeta, Dinophilidae. The record is from the annotation of a GenBank genome assembly.